AUGAACAAUCGCAAUGGACCUUUGUCACCAGUUUCAAUAGGAAGCAACAACGAAUGGUCAGGAAUUGAAAAAUAUCAAGACGAUAACGAUUCGCCCUACCAGAUGAAUCGCGGACAACUUGCUUCACCGCCGAUAUCGAGCGGAUCAAACGGUACAAUGAAUGGGGGAGAUUUCCCGUCUAGAGGUCCUUCUGGUGGCAGCCCUGGCAAUCCAUCUCCUCCAAGCUCCAUCGGUCGUUCAAGUAUUGGCACAGGUUUAUACGCAGGAAGCGAAAGUGGGCAGGACAAGAAAGAUGAACAAUUCGAGGCUUUACUAUCAGAGCACUACGUUUCAUUGAAACGAUAUCUGGCAGCGUCAUUGAGAGAUGAGAAGGGGAAUCCUAGACCCAACAGAGCGCGAGAUAAGUUGCUACGAUUGUCUCCCGUUCAAUUCCAGGAACUCAGUACCGAUGUCUUUGAUGAACUUCUACGAAGGCAGCAGGCAGGGAGAAGGACUCCCAAUGGACAGAGAAAUGAUCAAGGACCUCCGCCGUACUUGUUGCCGAAGAACACGUUCCACCCGAAACGAAAUCAGGCCCGCCAGAAGUUGUCUACGCUGCCACCGCCCAGGUUUAGAGAUUUAGCUACAGAUGUAUUUUAUGAAUUGGAGCGAAGGUUUCCGCAAUUCACUGCUGGUGAUAGAAGUCGCAUGGGUAGUCCUGUAUCUACAAGAGGACCUCCAAGCAGGAAUGGGAAUGGCACACCUGUGGAUAUGCCACCUAGAGGUCCAAGCCGUAUGCGCCGACCUUCAGACGCCAGCUCUAUAGGUCCGUAUUCAAUCAGAAGCGAAAGGAGAAGUGAGAGAAGCGAAUCCCGCAAUGGCUCAAGGAUGGCGCCGUCAAAUGGUCCAAAUGGUAGUUUGGGUAUCCCACCUUCGCCUGGUAUACCACCUAAUGAUUACGGUCGACCGACACCAAAAACCUUUCAAAGUAACACGAUUGUUCCGAACAAAAGUACUAUGGUUGAAGAUGAUGAGAGCGGACCUGAAGAUAAUGAUGAUGAUGAUGGGGAUGCUUUCGGAUUGGAGGGAGCUGCAAGAGACCGAGAGAGUAAGAAAAGCAUUGGGGGCUCAGAGAAACUCAUUGAUGAUUACCAAUCCCAAAUUGCAGAGCUUCAAGAACGACUUGAUUCCAUGGAAGAUGACUUGAAACGAAAGGAUGAUGAACUUAAUAUUGUUAUGGAUCAGCAAAGGGGGAGGGAUGCAUCGGUAGACGCGGAUAGAAAGGAAUGGGAAGACCUUAGAAUAGAUCUCGAAAACAAGCUUGCAGAUGCGCAAAAUCUCAACGACACUCUACAAUCAGAGAUUGACCGAGCACGGGACUCACAAGCCAAUUCGGACAGAGAGUUGAAGACUCAGAUUGAAGAGCUUCAAAUUGCUCUUGUAGACGCUGGUAAAGGCAUGGGAUCCGGUGAUGCAGAUCUGGAACGGGAAAACGAAGAGCUCAGAGCUGAGCUCAGGGAGCAACAAGAAAUCACCGAGGAUGUUCGAAGUGAAGCCCAGGAGUUCCUUCGCGAAAUGAAGAUGUUGUCCGAACGAAGUACUGCAUCUUAUGAACGCGAGGAGCAACUUGAGACCAUGGUCAACAAGUUAGAGGAUGAAGUCAAAGAAUGGAGAAAUCGAUAUGCGAAAACAAAGACGCAGCUACGCACCCUAAGAGCAUCUUCAAUUGGCCUCUCGAUACAAGAUGCAGCCAAGUAUGCCAAAGACACUGGAUUUACUGCAGAGAAUGGUCUUAUCAAGGAUGUUCAUAUUACUAAGUUUCAACUUUCGAUUGAUGAGCUUUUACAGAUUGCACGCUCCAGCGACCCUGAAAAGGUCAUCGAAUACAUGAAGAAUGUAGUCAUCAACGUGCGACAAAUCUCUCAAGAUAUCGACCAAGCACCACAAAGUAGUGCAGAAUUAGCCCAGAAGCAGGUCAAGCUUAAGUCUAGACUCUCGGCGACGGCGAAUAAUCUGAUCACUGCAUCCAAGAAUUUUGCUGGGGCCAAGGGACUCUCGCCUGUUUCUUUGCUCGAUGCAGCCGCUUCCCAUCUUACCACGGCGGUAGUUGAGCUUGCCCGAACGGUAAAGAUCAGACCUACGCCUGUAGGAGAGCUAGAAGACAAUGGUGACGGUACUUUAGUCUCAAACGACGUAGUAGCACCUGCGCCUGUUUCAACUCAACCUUCUACCAUAGGAGGACUUUUCUCAUCUAAGCCUGCAACAGCAACUGAACCUAAGCCCGCAACAACUAAGCCUUCCACCGGAGGCCUCUUUGGAUUCUUUGCAUCACGUGAAGUCAAGCAAGAGAAUGCUCCACCACAGCAAGAAGCCCCUCAACCACCAAUAGAGAAUGUUCAACCCCUAAAGAAUAAUAGCAAACAAAGCAUGGAUUCACCACGUCAAAGUUUAGACAAUUUCGACAGGCAAAGCGAGGACCUACCGAGGGAAAGCUUUGACGACUAUGUUCCUGGCCCAUUCCUUGGUCUAGGAAAUAAUCGCGCUAGCACCAAUUCGUCUAUGUACAGUCCAAUCAAUUCUCCUCGCGAGUCAAUCAUAAUUCCCACGAGUUCUGUAAAGGAUACUUUAAACGCACCUGGACCUAGUCCUAGAGAACCCCCUUUAAGCCCAAUGACUAAUGGCGCCGAGCCUCUUAAUGGAAGCGCGAAGCCACUUCCACUGGCACUACAAGCGCCCCGAGGUCCCCCAAGUGGUCCUCCAAGCCCCCUGCCAGCUUCAAUGGGGGCAGGGUUUGGCCUCAGAUCGCAAGAUAGUGAUAUUGAAGAUCUCAAGAUAUAUCUUGAAGACCAAACGGCGCUCUUAGUCCAGAACAUUCAGUCUCUCGUCUCUUCCAUUCGUUCAGAAGGCGGUAUAAAUGCUAUUUCAACCCAGAUUGAUGCAAUUGCCAGUGUUGUUGGUGAAGUUGUUGCUUCUACUGAGGAAGCCAUGAUUAACAAUCCAGCGCUCCGCUCACAAUGUCAACCAGUCUUGACAAAACUUUCUGGGUGCAGAGAGAGAAUCAUGGCUGCAGGCGAGGAGGGCAGAGAAAUUGCAAUUGAGGGAAGAGAAGAUGACGAAGGUGAUGCAGAAUGGCGAGCUUGGAAUCAAAGCCUACCACCUAUCGCGUUCGAAAUUGCUCGAGAAACCAAAGAAUUGGUCUUGAGAGUUGACGUCCUUGAUGGAGAAGGCGGCGGAGAUGACGACUUUUCAUAA
Molecule: messenger RNA, 3231 nt
Organism: Botrytis deweyae
Lineage: Eukaryota; Fungi; Ascomycota; Leotiomycetes; Helotiales; Sclerotiniaceae
Exons: 3
Coding region: 1-3231 (1076 amino acids)
Cellular component (GO): cell cortex of growing cell tip; actomyosin contractile ring
Molecular function (GO): MAP kinase scaffold activity
Source: RefSeq, a predicted model, not a curated record